UGUGGACCAUGUCCGCAUGGGAGAGACCGCUUUCAAUUAAAUGUAAAAGUCUUGUCGAACGGUUGACUCCUUUUCGUGAUGGUCCUCCGUUGGUACGUGCAAUCGCCAUAGCCUACAGGGCGGACUUCAACAUACUUCUCACUAUCCUCCCUUGAGAACAGAUCACCGCGGCCAGGACCUCUUAAUGAACUUGCUGUGCAACCGUUGCACCACAGGAUAACCUCAAAGGCACGUUUGCCUCGCCCCGUGCUGCCGCUUCCGCUCUAUCCUCAUAUCUGCUACCUCGUACGCGUUCCACGACUACCUCUACUGUUCUAGAGUCCGCCACGGCUGCGACGGAGGUUGGCCUACCUUAUUUUCGCGCAACCACGUCAGAUUGCAGACAUCACAUCCUCGCAUUCUACGUCGCGAGCCGAGUCUUGUGCUCACCCGUUGCCCACUCUGGAUUCUCCGUCCCUUCAAAAUCCUUACACCUCUCACCAUCGAAGGCGCUCUUCGGCGACCAAGACACCCAAGAUCGUCACAACUCACCUAGCGACCGCAUCAGGAAAAUUCGGCAGUGGCAUUGGGCGGAUACUUGGAACUAUCCCGGGGACGCCGGUGACCGCAGGCCCCGGUGAAAUGUCCUUGUCUCGUUCGCCGUCACCGCAAUCGGGUGGAGGAUGGUCAAGCCCCGGCCUCACAACACCGUACGACAGCGCAAGCAGGAGAGCUAGUCCCGUGCCGAGAUAUGGCAAUGGCGGUGCAAACAACGUGACUUGGGCGACAGCGCAGGCAAGAAGUGCCCAAGUGCGUGCGUUUGCGCCUCGCUCAGAUCAAGGCUUCGCGAGACAUUUCCGUCGCUUGUCAACCAAGCUUCCAUACUUCAACUCCAACGACUACUCAGAGAAGGAAAAGCUGGGACGGGGGCGGCCCCCAGUGACGGAUGCAUAUGGUCUAAUGGCCAUGGUAGGAAGACUAUUCUGGCGCUUUCGGCAGCGAGCAGUGAUUGCGCUUCUCUUCUUGAUUUUGUUGUUUUUCCUUAAUAUGCCUUCCUGGAUCGAGUUCUGGGACAAGUCCGUUCGUGGUGGAGGUGAAAAGUUCGUAAUCAUCCUGGCCGCUAAUAUUGGUGGAGGUGUAAUGGAAUGGAAAGGUCCUAGGGAGUGGGCGAUAGAAAGAGACAGCAUAAAGAACAAACGCAACUACGCGAAGAGAUGGGGUUACGAGUUUGAGAUUGUCGACAUGACGACCAAGAAGCGCUACGCCCAUGAGUGGCGAGAAAGUUGGGAGAAAGUGGAUGUCAUGCGCGCCACGAUGCGGAAGUAUCCACGCGCAGAAUGGUUUUGGUGGCUUGACUUGAACACGUUUAUAAUGGAGCCAUCCUAUUCCUUGCAGAGACAUAUCUUCAACGACAUAAUGGGCAACGUCUACCGAGACAUCAAUGUCUACAAUCCCCUCAACAUCUCGCACCCUCCUACGGACCCUUACCUCGACGAGGAAUCACUCUCCGCUGUUGGAGACGGCAAGGCCGAAUCAGUUCAUCUACUCUUACCUCAAGAUUGCAGUGGCUUUAAUCUUGGUUCCUUUUUCCUGCGUCGCAGUCAAUGGACUGACCGACUGUUGGAUUUGUGGUGGGACCCAGUACAUUACGAGCAGAAACACAUGGAAUGGGAACAUAAAGAACAGGAUGCGCUCGAAUACUUGUAUACGAAUCAACCAUGGAUACGGUCUCACGUUGGGUUCCUUCCACAACGUAAGAUCAAUAGUUUCCCGCCUGGCGCUUGUGGUGAGAAAGGCGAGAACCCAAAGAUUCACUACAGCUCCAAGGACAGGGAUUUCCUCGUUAAUAUGGCAGGCUGUGAAUGGGGUAGAGACUGCUGGGCAGAGAUGUACAAGUACCGCAAUCUCAGCUACCGGCUCAAUGAAGGGUAUUGGGAAUCAAUGGUUGACUGGGUGCGGGAUAAGAUCAAAGAAUGGAAAAAUCCUCCCAAGAAGGAAACGGAGAAAGAUGCUACUACAACUGAGCAUGAGAAGGACGACGACAGGGAGGACGGCAAGGAGUCAUGAUUGCGAGAGCUUUACGCCUGCUUUUUUGUAUUAUCUAGACAUGGUGUACUGUACGGGCCUUUCAGCUUGUUAUAGACAAGCCUUCCGAAAUUCGUUGCACCUGGUACUCUCCUCGAGAAAGAAGUGGAUGUUCAGCGCCGUGUUCGGCUGGUUAACGCGAGAUGAUUCACAUAAGCAUAAUUUAGAGACUCAAGUAAUCUUUACAAAAAAUUCCAUUAUGCUUUUGGUA
Molecule: messenger RNA, 2275 nt
Organism: Verruconis gallopava
Lineage: Eukaryota; Fungi; Ascomycota; Dothideomycetes; Venturiales; Sympoventuriaceae
Exons: 3
Coding region: 622-2046 (474 amino acids)
Biological process (GO): protein N-linked glycosylation
Cellular component (GO): Golgi membrane
Molecular function (GO): glycosyltransferase activity
Source: RefSeq, a predicted model, not a curated record